Odontomachus brunneus is the source of this 1740-nucleotide messenger RNA. RefSeq lists its product as uncharacterized. NCBI's taxonomy places the organism in Eukaryota, Metazoa, Arthropoda, Insecta, Hymenoptera, Formicidae. The transcript is spliced from 2 exons. Gene Ontology annotation, cellular component: extrinsic component of mitochondrial inner membrane. Bases 194 to 1543 code for a protein of 449 amino acids. The record is from RefSeq and is a predicted model, not a curated record.
AUGGCAUUUAGGAAAAUAAAUAUUGUAAAUACCUUUUCAGUGCCCUAUAAUACGAAUAUAUACAUCGAAAGUAGUUUGUAAAUAGCUUUCUCAGUCAACAUUCUCCUCAGAACAAUGAUCAGUUAUAUCUGAGAACUGUGCGAAGAAAGGUAAACAUCUAAUUUUUCUGUUAAGGGAAACAAAAUAUAUCCUUAUGGCCAUUUUCACGGAUUUUUUGUCAGAUAUAAUACAUUAUCCAUGUUCAAACGAUUAUAUGUGUUAUGACGAUUUCUUUCAUCCAAACGUUUGCCACGUUUGCAAGAAGACCAAUGAUGGUGAUUUGAUAAUAUGUGAUAGAUGCUACAUGGUCUCUUACUGCUCCAAUUUACACUUAUUAGUAGAUCGCAGCCACCAUCAGAAAUUCUGCAGUUCCAUAAAAAAAUACGUAAUAGAUAAAAACGGCAGGAAUUGGCGCUCCAUUCGUUUUUGCACGUUUCGAUGGAUUCAGUCCAGAUAUGAGUUUUUGCACGAAAUAUCCAUGCAGUUCUCAUACAACCUAGCGUUGUACCAAAUCCAGAUGAUCAUUUUCGCAAAAUCAUGUUAUAUGUGCCAUCAACAAAAUUAUUUGCAUCCCUGUCAAACGUGCUAUUCCGAACAUUAUUGUGUUGAACAUGCAAAACACUUUUCAGAUUUUCAUUCACCAAGAUGCCAGGCGUUGAAAUUAUAUUUCAACUCAUAUAUCCUAUAUCGCAAUUUUCGAAUACUUGGAUAUACAAUGGAUACAUAUCGGGAACAAUAUAUUGAAUUUCCUGAUGAUAAGAGAUCUGUUGAAAACAUGGAAAAUUUUAUUACGGGAUAUGGACGGAACUAUCAUCAUAGGAAUAUUCGAGCCUGGACUUAUGAUGAAUAUGUAUAUUCCGAUUACGUAUCACGACCGUUAACGUUGUAUGAUGGAAUGAAGAAAGCCGGAUUAUUAGAUACUUUAAACGUAGAAGAAUGCGUUGUACAUAUAAUAUCAGAAAGUUUCGUUGAAAGACAAUAUGUGUAUGCUUGGGAAAUUCUCUUACAUCUUUUACAUCGCAUCAAGAGUUUAAAAAUAGUACUAAUAGGAAAGAGAUUAAAAAUAGACGGUUUUUACCUUCAAACUUGUAAGAAUUGUAUUAAGCGUCGGCAGAUAUAUAUGUUCGAGUCUUAUUCUAUGUUUUACAAUGAGUAUGCGUCCAGUCCGUCGUUUCAGCAUCCAAAUGUGGUUGUAACGUUUCAAGCAUGUUUUAAUGUAUUCCAGUGGACAUGGAUAAAUAUCAUAUUGGAAUCAGGGCGCAUAAAAUGUCCAUUUUUUCUUACUGCUGGAUCAGGAACAAUAGCGGAAGAGAACGUACAAAACAUACGAAAAUUUAUAAAGAUAGAGCCUAUAUAUAAUGCCCCAAAUAGUUUUAAAUCUCAUAUGCCAUGCAGACUAUUGUCUUAUACUGAAGUUGGUUAUCCUAAUUCGUAUGUAACUAUUUAUGAUAAUUUAAAUUCUCAGAAAUCAGAAACAGAGACCUCUUCUCCUUUGAUGUCCUGAGCACGAUAGAUUUGAAGAUCGUGUGUAAAAUAAUUGCUAUGUUUCUUUAAUAGAUUGCGCAUAUAAAUUUAGGAUUUUUUAUAAAUACAUUAUGCUUACUAAUAUUGUGAAUGUGUUACUUUUAUACUUUUAUGUAUAUAUUUUAUGGUUUUCUUUAUCAAUUAUGAAUAUUUUUAAUAAAAGAUUUAUACAUUUAA